Messenger RNA from Boleophthalmus pectinirostris (great blue-spotted mudskipper), 1104 nucleotides. It is a transcript of the gene hs3st2, whose product is annotated as heparan sulfate (glucosamine) 3-O-sulfotransferase 2. Gene Ontology annotation, molecular function: [heparan sulfate]-glucosamine 3-sulfotransferase activity. Bases 1 to 1104 code for a protein of 367 amino acids. The transcript is spliced from 2 exons. Lineage: Eukaryota; Metazoa; Chordata; Actinopteri; Gobiiformes; Gobiidae. The record is from RefSeq and is a predicted model, not a curated record.
AUGGCACAUAGGCUCCUCACCUCUCCAAACAGAUUCAGCGCCAGAUUUGUCUUCAUUUUCACGAUUUCGCUCUCUUGCACAUAUUUAUGCUACAGUGUCAUCUUCUGUCGCGGAACAAUCAUGACCAACCAGGCUUACGAGGACAAGCGGUGCGUAACGAGCAAGAACGCGGGAGGCAAGAAACUUCUUGGGAAAGUGGAGGAGGGCUGCACCUCGGCUUUCGUGGAUGUUAAAGAGGCGCAGCGAGACGCGGCUGGAACUAGCUCUACCGGGAGUCACUGGAGCGAAGGGAAGUUGAAUAAAAACAUAAGCAUGGCGCAAAAGUACGGGAAUAAGAAGCUGCCGAACGCGCUCAUAGUCGGCGUGAAGAAAGGGGGCACGAGAGCGGUGCUGGAGUUUAUCCGGAUCCACCCAGAUGUGCGCGCGCUGGGCACAGAGCCACACUUCUUUGACCGGAACUAUGACCGAGGACUGGACUGGUACAGGGGCCUAAUGCCGAGAACGCUGGACAGCCAGAUCACACUAGAGAAAACUCCCAGCUACUUUGUCACCAGGGAAGCUCCAAGAAGAAUCUCCAGUAUGUCCCACCAGACCAAGCUCAUCGUCGUGGUCAGAAACCCGGUCACCAGAGCCAUCUCGGACUACACCCAGACCCUGUCCAAAAAACCCAACCUCCCCACAUUCGAAGAGCUUGCCUUCAAGAACAAAAGCCUGGGAAUCGUCGACACAACCUGGAAUGCCAUUCGGAUUGGGAUGUACAUCAUCCAUUUGGAAAACUGGCUGCAGUAUUUCCGACCCUCCCAGAUGCACUUUGUGAGUGGGGAGCGACUAAUCACAGAUCCAGCUGGAGAAAUGGGGCGUGUCCAGGACUUUUUAGGACUGAAAAGGAUAAUUUCGGAUAAACAUUUCUAUUUUAAUCGUACCAAAGGAUUCCCAUGUCUUAAGAAGCCGGAGAGUAGCAGCCAGCCGAGGUGUCUGGGAAAAUCAAAGGGCAGGACUCAUGUUCAGAUAGAUCAGGAAGUCAUCGAGCAACUCCAGGACUUCUAUAGACCAUUUAAUAUAAAGUUUUAUGAGACCGUGGGUCAAGAUUUCAAAUGGGAUUAA